UCAUGCUAUGGAUAAGCUGUACUGUUCAUAAACGUUUGCAGUAUAGUCCUUCAAACUGCUUUAGUAUACUUUUAGAGACAACACGGGCCUUGACCUCCCACGACUUCAUAGUAAGAGCUAUUCCUUCUUGUAUAGCAUUUAUUUGUUUAGUGAUAGUGGCUGCGUUGCUUAGUCUACCUUUUAGAGCUAGAUUCUCUUUACUUUUUAGAAUAAUCAACAUUAAAAGUGAUCAAUUUCACCAUUUCUAUGUACAACACAUUGCAAGACAGGUAAUGAGCAUGCUGACUAUAAAUAUAAUCCUUUGUAGUUUUAGCCACACCCUAUAACGCGGAGUGUUUCACGCAAACAUUUUCGUUUCCAAUUCCCUUCCUUUUCAAUCUAUGGUUAAUGGGUGUUGUGGAAUGUUGUGGUUUAGUUUACUUCCUGUUAUUUGUACUUGUGUGCAGUGUUUUCAAUAUUUUUAGUUCUAUUUAAAAGCCAAGUCAAACCACUUAGUCUGUAGCUGUAUAGCUUAUGUAGCUUUCAGUACAAGCCUAGCUAUAAGUUACCACUGUACUGCACUUUAUCUAAAUUGCACUCAGGUUAUGUCAGUUAGCUCUAGCAGUGUAGAGUUUGGAGAAAACGGGAUCGCAUUAAGUGCAGUGACAGUCACCAUUUUUUCAUACUAUCCUGAUGUGCUGGCUAAAAGACUGAUCCCAAUUGAAGUGCCUUCAAGAAGGAAUGGUCUUCUACUGCAGCAGCUGGCUUUGACUACCCCCCAAAUGCCUAUGAAGUACAGCACUACAGUCAACCCAGUGCAGAGUUGGACUCGUGCAAAACCUACUAAGCCGCUUGAAGUAAAAGCAAAGGAACCCCCUCCUAACAAAGACAUCUCACCAACCUCGACGAUAACUAAAGCAUACAAGUGGACCAAUGUCAGUAGUAAUGGAAACACCAGACUUGUGUCAGCCUACUUAGAUGAGAGAACUCUGGGACAUCCGACAGUAUUUCUACUUGGUCUACACAAACAUACAGUACCCAAGGAAAAUUUCUAUUGUGCAUUUCAGUAUCCAAAUGGAACCAGUGUAUGCUUAAAAAGUUUGGCUACACAAGGAAAUCUGAAUAGAGGUGAUGAGAAAGUUGGCAAAGACAGCUGGGCCUUUGGUCUUAGAUGUGUUGUACCUUAUCCACUCCCGAUCAACGUAGCAGUGUCUCAAAACAAACAAUGCAAACCUCCUAAUGUGUCUAAUUGGAUUCACAUUUCGAGAAUUGAAUCUGACAAAUCUGUCAACUUUGGACUAUGCAUUGAAACUCCAAUGUUUGGCAAAAGUAUUCCAUUAAACAUGGUGAUUGAAGGAAUUGAACGCAACCUAGCGUUUGGAGCAGGAUGGAUAACUGUGUAUGUACAGGACAAAAACCCAGCUACAAUGAAAGUAUUGAGAGACUAUGAGAAACAAGGUAUUCUGGAGAUUGUGGAGUGGAAUUUAUCUCAAAAUGAUGCCUCUAAUUCACACUAUUACGCUGAGUCUGUAUGCAUCAACGACUGUCUCUAUAGAAACAUGUACAGGGCUAGGUACCUGAUAUUUACAGAUUUGGAUGAAAUCAUAGUGCCACAAACACACAGGAACUGGAGUGAAAUGAUGACGGCAAUUGAUCAGUCAAACACCUCGGCAUUUCUAUUUAGUCAUUCUUCAAGUAUGGAAUUGAAAGGAAAUAAAACAACACUACAGCAGUCCUAUUUGAAGAACUGGACAUGCGAUGGAAAAACCGAAAUAUCUAAAUACCCAUUACCCUUCUACAUAAAUCACAACUAUAGAACCCCACCCUUUCCUUACUUCAAGGAACAAAAAGCGACGAGACGGAAAACAAUAGUAAAACCAAUUUAUGUUCAGACAAUGGGAAUACACGCAUCAAAUUUUCGACUGAACAAAACACUUCAAAUCAUAGUGCCAUCUGAAAUAGGCCUUUUGAACCACUACAGGAAACCGCCACUAUGUCAAAGAUGUAAAGAUGUUUUACAGCAGAAUGAGCUUAUUAGUCAUCUAGUUCCUAGUUUAUUUACCCAAAUACGAAACAAGAUAUGUCAAUACAUUUGACACAAAAACUAUUACGAAAAUGUCACGUCAAAUUUUGCACUACAUGACGUGUAACUACAUGUAUCACUUAUAGUUUUCCAAGUUGGUAAAUAUACUUUUUUUAUUACUUCUCCAGUUCUGUCGUCAAGGAAACAGAACCACGCCUCUGUUCCAUUCCCAUCCCUGCUCGGCAGUGUGACCACAGCAUGGAGUAGGUCCAGCUCAUUCUCAUAAUCCAUAUCUUGGACUGCUGACUGUAUUUUAUAUAUCUUACAAUGCAAUGAAUUUGUUGAUGUACAUGCAUCUACCAUAAUUAUGAUAAUUAUGUCAA
Molecule: messenger RNA, 2385 nt
Organism: Halichondria panicea
Lineage: Eukaryota; Metazoa; Porifera; Demospongiae; Suberitida; Halichondriidae
Exons: 2
Coding region: 585-2075 (496 amino acids)
Cellular component (GO): cytoplasm
Molecular function (GO): glycosyltransferase activity
Source: RefSeq, a predicted model, not a curated record